Molecule: messenger RNA, 3038 nt
Organism: Sapajus apella (tufted capuchin)
Lineage: Eukaryota; Metazoa; Chordata; Mammalia; Primates; Cebidae
Gene: ZNF619
Product: zinc finger protein 619
Exons: 5
Coding region: 854-2548 (564 amino acids)
Biological process (GO): regulation of transcription by RNA polymerase II
Molecular function (GO): RNA polymerase II cis-regulatory region sequence-specific DNA binding; DNA-binding transcription factor activity, RNA polymerase II-specific
Source: RefSeq, a predicted model, not a curated record
AGAAAUUGAGGCAACGAGUUGAGUAUGACUUGAGCAAGUCCAUACAGAGUGGAGCCAGGAACGCAGACCGUGAGAGUGCAGACCCCAUGGUCUUAGGUCACAGUCAUUAAGUGGGAGACAGGGGCUAUAAAGCCAUCAGAAGGUUAAGUUAGGAAUUAAGUAAAUUAGGUAGGGAGUUAGCAACUAAGUUAAUUACAUUAGGAAUUAAUUGUUAAAUAUGGAGGAAUUUAUCAUGUAGUUGGGGUACCAAGACCUAGGAGAAAAUAAACCAGGCGCGGCCGGGCGCAGUGGCUCACGUCUGUGAGGCCGAGGUGGAUCCGCUUGAGCUCAGGAGUUCGAGACCAGCCUGCGCAACAUAGCCAGAUCCCAAUUUCAAUAGAAAAUAGCAAACAAACCAGGCGCAGAGCGGUUGUGGCGAAGGCAAGGCAAGGCAAGGGUGGGAGUCUGGCUUCGGGGGAACCAUAGAGAAGGGCCAGCCUCCCGGCUUCCUAGAGAGGCAGAAGGGGGCCGACUGCCCGCCCGCUAGUGCUUCCGCCUUGGCCACCUGGCGAGCGCUCCAGUAGUUUCCCGGGCUUCCCUCUCUCGGCUACGUGUUCUGGAGGUCGGGCGUUGGGUCCCUGCAGAGGUCGCCGAGGGGCCCAGCACCCCGUCCUCAGAGACGCAAUCGACCCUGCUGCUCCGAAGAGCUGGCCUGAUGUCCUCCGGGCGGCGGUAUUCAUGGGGAGGAUGGGAGCCGUGACCAUAGGGUCCCCUGCUUGGGGCGGAGCGUUCAGAUCCCGGUUAGGUCUUCGCUCCACAGGUUCUUGCUUUUCCAAACCUAGAGGGCAGUGCAUGAAGCCAGAGGUCAUCAGCCAUGCUCCAGACACUGUGGUUCCAGGGCUUGAGAAGGAACUUGUUUCAGGAGCCAGUGACCUUUGAGGAUGUGGCUGUGUACUUCACCCAGAAUGAAUGGACCAGCCUGCAGCCUUCUCAGAGGGCCCUGUUCAGGGAGGUGAUGCUGGAGAAUUAUGCAACUGUAACUUCCUUGUCAUUUCCAUUCCCCAAACCUGAUCUGAUAUUCCGGCUGGAGCAAGGAGAAGCAGCCUGGGGCCCAGACCCCUGGACGCUUGCUGGGGAAGAAGCCCUGAGAGGCCUGUGCACAGGUGGUAAAACCGAGACUAAGACUGAGGAACAAACUGCACAGCUAAACAUUUUUAAAGAAUCAGAGUCCCACAGACUGAUAGUGGAGGGACUGCUGACAGACAUUCCCCAGCACCCUGACUUCAAGGACAGGUUAGGGAAGUCACAGCUACAUGAUACAGGGAAGAAAACAAACAUAGGAGAUUGCACAGAUUUGACAGUCCAGGAUCAUAAAUCUUCCACCAUUGAAAGGGAAGAGAGAGCCAGGAAAUUGGAAGAAAGUAGUGUCAGCACACAUCUCAUUACAAAGCAAGACUUUGCUAAAGAACGGGUGUUUUAUAAAUGUGGUGAGUGUGGCAGUUACUACAACCCACAUUCAGACCUUCACCAGCAUCAGAGAAUUCACACUAAUGAAAAGCCCUACGAAUGCAAAGAAUGUGGGAAAACCUUCAGAUAUAACUCAAAACUGUCACGGCAUCAGAAAAUCCACACUGGAGAGAAACCAUAUUCAUGUGAGGAAUGUGGACAAGCCUUCGGUCAAAAUUCCCACCUUCUUCAGCAUCAGAAACUCCACGGUGGACAGAGGCCCUAUGAAUGUGCUGACUGUGGAAAAGCCUUCAGUUACAAUUCAAAACUGAUUCGGCAUCAGAGAGUCCAUACUGGGGAGAAGCCCUUUAAAUGUAAGGAAUGUGGGAAGGCCUUCAGGUGUAGCUAUGACUGCUUCAUCCAUGAACGAAUUCACACUGGUGAGAAGCCCUAUGAAUGUAAGGAGUGUGGGAAGAGUUUGAGUUCUAAUACAGCCCUGAUUCAGCAUCAGAGAAUCCACACUGGGGAGAAACCAUAUGAAUGUAAAGAGUGCGGCAAGGCCUUCCGCCGCAGUUCGGUGUUUCUUCAGCACCAGAGGUUCCACACUGGGGAACAACUCUACAAAUGUAACGAAUGCUGGAAAACUUUCAGUUGUAGCUCCCGCUUCAUAGUGCAUCGGAGAAUCCACACUGGGGAGAAGCCCUAUGAAUGCCAGGAAUGUGGGAAGACAUUCAGUCAGAAGAUCACUCUGGUUCAGCAUCAGCGAGUUCACACUGGCGAGAAACCUUUUGAGUGUAAGGAGUGCGGGAAAGCCUUCAAAUGGAAUGCAAGUUUCAUUCAGCAUCAGAAGUGGCAUACUAGGACGGAAGUCAUCGCUGGAACAGGGCCAUCUGCAGUUAAGCCCUACUGCCCCUCGGCCGUCCUCUCUCCUCUGCCUCUCCAAUAUGCCUGCUCUACCCCGGCCCCACCAGAGCCUCCCUUAUCUUCUUCACAUGCAGUGAUACUUCCUCCCUCUGUGCCUUUCUUCCUGCUGCUUCCCUCAUCUGAAAAGGCCAGCCCUUCACCUGUCCAAAUAGUCCAUUUCUUUCAGGAUCUCGCUUUUCCUGGGAAGUCAUCCCUGUGAGCCCCCUCAUGUUCUCAGCAUCCGUUGCACCUCAAGUUAGGGAUGCCACUGGGCUCCUGGUUGUGUCAUACUGAUAUUCUUCUGGUCUUGUAUAAGUUGUUGUUUUCCUAACUUCAUUUUAAGUUCUCACACUUGAGGACCAUAUUUGAUUGGCUUCUUUUAUCCCCCAGGGAGGAAAUGGCAGUACUUCCUCUUUUUCAUGUCCACGCUUGGGCUGUAUCAUCACUCUGCAUCUGUCUUCUGGGGCUGCUGGAGUUGGAAGAGUUUGCAGAACAUUUUCGGGUUUAGGGCAUAUGGCAUUGUGAUUAUGACGAGAUGGGGCAUUAUAAUUAGAGACUAGGAGAAGUGUAAAGCCUGUGGGAGAAGAUAAUCAGUUAAAGUGUCCAAUAUUGCUUUCAGGAUUUUUUUUUUUUUAGCUGGAGUUUCACUUUUGUUGCUCAGGCUGGAGUGCAAGGCUGUAAUCUCAGCUCACUGUAACCUCCGCCUCCGG